CUAUUUUGUGGUCUAUAUAAAUAAUCUCCACAGUCGAAUUUUGAAGCUAGUUCAAUCUUAAUCUGUACAAAAUGAAGUUCUUCUUAGUACUCACAACCAUUGCCAUUGCACAAAACCUAGGAUGGGCUAAUACUUUGCUACGACAAGAAAUCGAAAUAACUUCUAACAUGUGUUUCCAUUCGACUGGAAUGUCAGCGGAAAAUAUGCUUAGAAUUGAAGCACACGAUUAUACUGCGAAUCAAGAAACAUUUCGCUAUAUGAGAUGUGUUUUCGAGAACCUUGGUUUAUGGAGUGAUGUUAAUGGAAUACAAGAUGACCGAAUGAAAGAAAUUUUAGAGGACCAAACAAAUCGAUGUGAGAUUUUAAAUCUUGUACAAAAAUGCAACGAAAGUUCGAAAACAAAUGAUGAGGAUGUAUGGCUUUAUAAUAUCUUGGGCUGUAUUGGAAAUGGAAUUGCCGAGCUCGGUAUUGAAAACAAUAAUGAAGCUAUUGGAAAAUAAAAUAUUUUGUCCGGUAAUUAUAAAAAAUAAAAAAAUCAAUGAGAUCAAAAUGAAUACAAAAUUUAUUAAUGAUAAAUAAAUACAUAUAAUAACAUUUUAUUAAUUCAAUAAUUGUUGUUUAAGAGAAAUAUAUGUUAACAUUUAAAAGAA
Eupeodes corollae is the source of this 650-nucleotide messenger RNA. RefSeq lists its product as uncharacterized. The coding region runs from base 72 to 500 and encodes 142 amino acids. Gene Ontology annotation, biological process: sensory perception of smell. The transcript has 2 exons. Gene Ontology annotation, molecular function: odorant binding. NCBI's taxonomy places the organism in Eukaryota, Metazoa, Arthropoda, Insecta, Diptera, Syrphidae. The record is from RefSeq and is a predicted model, not a curated record.